GUGUGAGUUAAACACCUCAUGUGCUUCUCCCUUUCUCCUGCUUUCACGGCUUCAGGACUAGCUAUCAAAAUAUAAGCCUGCUUAUUUUAUCUACAUGUUCAAUCCAGCUGAAUAGAUAUAAUAUUUGGCAUCAUUUUACCCUUUAAUUUCACUUUUCCGGACUUUAUUUUUUUUUUUUUUACCACACCAAGUGUUUGUUUAUUUCCUCUUAGUUACUUUGUAGCACAGGGCAUGAUGAUCUCGCACAAAAUACACCAGUGACUUGCAAGUUUGUAAAGUUUAUAAGAAUGUUGGAGCAACUCGGUGACUGAAGGAGCCAGGAAAAGUGAAGUGAAGUGAAAAUGAGGAGUCGCAGUAACUCUGGAGUCAAACUCGACAACUAUGCUCGGAUCAUUCAACAAACUAUCCUCCGCCAUCAAGAUCCAGUGACUGGUCUUCUUCCUGCGAGUGAGGAACAACCAGAUGCCUGGGUCCGGGAUAACGUCUACAGCAUCGUCUCUGUGUGGGCUCUAAGUUUAGCCUACAGGAAGAAUGCAGACCGGGACGAGGACAAGGCCAAAGCUUACGAGCUGGAGCAGAGUGUUGUGAAGCUUAUGAGAGGCCUACUUCAGUGCAUUAUGCAACAGCUGGACAAAGUGGAGAAAUUCAAGUACACUAAGAGUACCUUGGACUGUAUCCAUGCCAAGUACAACACACGCACUUGUGCCACAGUGGUGGGUGAUACAGAGUGGGGGCACUUACAGAUGGAUGCCACCUCGCUCUUCCUGCUCUUUCUAGCACAGAUGACUGCCUCGGGUUUGCACAUUGUGUACACGCAGGAUGAAGUGGAUGUGAUCCAGAACCUGAUGUUUUACAUUGAAGCUGCAUACAAAGUGGCGGAUUACGGAAUGUGGGAGAGAGGAGACAAGACUAAUCAGGGCAUCCCUGAGCUUAAUGCCAGCUCCAUCGGCAUGGCUAAAGCAGCACUGGAGGCGCUGGAUGAACUGAACUUAUUUGGGGCUGAAGGAGGGCCCUGCUCUGUGGUCCAUGCUCUGCCAGACGACAUCCAGCACUGUCAGUCCAUACUUAACUCCAUGUUGCCCAGAGCGUCCACAUCAAAAGAAGUAGAUGCUGGUGUUCUUGCCAUUAUCUCUUAUCCAGCCUUCGCUGUGGAGGACAUGGAAUUGGUCAACAUCACCAAGGAAGAAAUCAUUUCCAAACUACAGGGGCGAUACGGUUGCUGUCGAUUUCUCAGAGAUGGUCAUAAAACACCUAAAGAGGAUCCCAAUAGACUGUAUUAUGAAUCUGCAGAGUUAAAAUUGUUUGAGAACAUUGAAUGUGAGUGGCCUCUUUUCUGGACCUACCUCAUCCUUGAUGGCAUCUUUCUAAACAGCGAAGAGCAGGUGCAGGAGUACAGAGAGGCACUGGAUGGCAUAUUAAUCAAACAGAAAGAUGGGAUACGUCUGCUACCUGAACUCUACAGUGUUCCUCCUGAUCGGGUCGAUGAGGAGUAUGUAAAUCCUCACACUGUAGAGAGGAUCCCUAUGGGCAAGUGUCCUCUGAAGUGGGGCCAGUCACUGUACAUUCUGGGAAAUCUGCUAGCAGAGGGCUUCCUGGCCCCUGGAGAAAUAGACCCACUCAACCGCAGAUUCUCCACCAUCCCCAAGCCUGAUGUGGUUGUCCAAGUGUGCAUACUGGCUGAGAAUGAUGAGAUUAAGGCAUUGCUUCUGAAGAAUGGGAUAGAAGUAGACACAGUGGCAGAUAUUCACCCCAUCCGAGUGCAACCUUCUCGAGUUCUUAGUCACAUUUACGCCCGACUAGGACGUAACGAGAGGCUGGGGCUGACCGGCAGGCCAUGUCGCCGGAUUGGUGUGUUAGGGACCUCCAAGCUCUACAUCAUCCGUAACACUAUCUUCACCUUUACACCACAGUUCAUUGAUCACCAGCAAUUUUACCUGGCCCUUGAUAACAGGAUGAUUGUGGAGAUGCUGCGUACUGAACUAUCCUACUUGUCCUCUCGCUGGAGGAUGACCGGCCGGCCUACAGUCACCUUUCCUGUAUCCCAGACCAUGCUCACCGAGAACCACACAGACUUGGACCCUAUAGUACUGGCCACUCUGAAGAAACUUCAGGAUGGCUACUAUGGAGGAGCAAGGAUACAGACGGGAAAGUUGUCUGAGUUUUUGACCACAUCCUGUUUUGCUCAUCUGAGCUUUCUGGACCGUGGUAAGCCACGCUCCAGCAGUCUGAGCUGGGGCGAGGAUGACGAUGAUGAAUACAGCUUCGAUAAUGAAGGCACUAUGCAUGGCCUCAACAUAAGUGAUGAUGGAGAUGACCUUGCUCAGUAUUUGGAUCAUCUUUUGGCCACAGCAGUGCCUCAGCGGGGGACAAGAGUGCAGGACAAGGCCAGCGGGCUCGGCCGCUUCAGGGCUGCAGCCAACCAAACAAGAGAGAUAGUAUCUUUAGUCAACAAGGCCAAAGAUCUCCAGCUACACAAUGUGCAAAUGUAUCUACCCACCAAGCUCUUCCGAUCCCCUCAACCCUCUCUUAAUUUAAAAGACUCCUCUGGACCAAGCAAGGGUCCAGAGAUGUUUGUGUCGUCUGAUUUAAACCUGCCCCGUGAUGCUGAUGGAGCUAUAGAUUACAUGGCUCUGGCUCAGCUGUUUAAGGAUACACCAGGUCUCCAAGACCAGGCAGACAUCCUGUACAUCCUCUUCAAGGACAAGGGAAUGGAUUGGGACACACAGCUGCAUGGUACAGGCACUACAGUGCAAAGGCUUCUGAUGAAUCUGUAUGAAAAGGCAGGAGACCUGCGCUGCUGGGGCCUUAUCCGUAUGAUCUCCGGCAUGCUACGCAAAAAAGUGGAGGAGCUCGACUGGGCCUGUUCUGAUUUGCUGGCUCAUCAGAAGCAUUUAACGGUGGGUUUACCUCCUGAACCAAGGGAAAAGACCAUCACGGCUCCAAUGCCACCUGACCUGCUAGCUAAACUUAUAGAUGAGGCCAGUGAGAACAACAUCACAAUCUCGAUCCUCACCCAGGAGAUCAUGGUGUACCUGGCGAUGAACAUCAGGACACAGCCGGGUCUGUUCAGUGAGAUGUUUAGGCUGAGGAUUGGCCUCAUUAUUCAGGUCAUGGCUACUGAACUGGCGCAGUCUCUUAACUGUUCAGAUGAAGAAGCCACAGAAAGUCUGAUGAGUUUGAGUCCUUCUGAGCUGAAGAAUCUUCUACAUCACAUCCUUAGUGGCAAAGAGUUUGGUGUGCAGAGGCAUGCAGAUACAGGUGCGAGUCCUGCUAUCUCUAUCCAUGAAGUUGGCCAUGUAGGUGCCACAAAAAGUGAGCGUGCUGGCAUCAGCAAACUGAAGUGUGACAUGAAGCUGCUGGAAGACAGGAGAUUGUCUUGUUCGGCUCAGAGUAAGACCUUUUCAGCAUCCUUUGACAUCGACCACACCGAGUCUGUCAAGCACCGUCUAACUUCAUGCGAGUCAUUUGAUGCCUCUGUGAGUGUUCCUGUUGCGCUGGAUAGCCGUCAGGGCCAGUGGCUUCGAAGGAGGAGGCUGGAUGGAGCCCUCAACAGAGUACCAGUGGGCUUUUAUCAGAAAGUCUGGAAGAUUCUGCAGAAGUGUCAUGGGCUGUCGAUAGAAGGCUUUGUGCUCCCAUCAUCCACUACAAGAGAGAUGACACCAGGUGAGAUUAAGUUUGCUGUGCAUGUGGAGACAGUACUGAACAGAGUGCCUCAGCCUGAGUACAGGCAGCUGCUUGUGGAGGCUAUCCUGGUGCUCACCAUGCUGGCAGACGUUGAUAUCCAAAGCUUUGGCAGCAUCAUCCAUGUGGAGAAGAUCGUCCACAUCGCGAAUGACAUGUUCUACCAGGACCAGAAAGCUCUUAAUGCUGAAGAGAGCAUUUUAGAAAGAGACGCAUCCACAGGCAUCUGCCAGCUCCUGUACGAUAGCGCACCCAGUGGCCGCUUUGGCACAAUGACGUACCUCACAAAGGCAGUGGCUACCUACGUACAGGACUUUCUGCCCAGUGGUGCAUGUGCUCUGCAGUGAUGUUUGGUCUUAAGAUUAGAGAUACGGUUUUAAAGAUGUCAAGGAAACUCAUAUGACUUCAGGAUCGUGUACAAUAUUUAAACAUGUAUGGCUUUUAUGCAGUGAACCAGUACACUGAUGGAGAAGAUGACGGUUAGCAGUUUUCACAGCCAUUAGAUGUUGAGUGCUUUUAACUGUGUGCACAAUUCAUUCAUUAUCUCAUGUACUGUUUAUUUACUGGUCAUAUUUGGAUGUUUGUAUGAAAGUACCGCUGUCAGUGCUGCAGCUUUUCGGUCGGAUUAAACAGGAGAAUUAUUUCGUUUCUAUUUAACACAAUAGUAUCAAAUUGUCUGACUGAAGUUUGACCAGCAGAUGACCAGGAAUAAUGACAAAGGGACAUUUUAUGUAUUUUUUUUUUCCCCAUCAUGUUUGUCAUCUAAUUUGUGUAAUUCACAGACCAUGAUGAUUUUAUUAGUUAAAACUUUAUUUUAAUGACGUCAGCCAAAAUAAUAUCUUUUUAAAGCAAAUACUUUGCACACUUUGAACAUAAUAUUGAAGUUAGUAAAUCAUGUGAGCCUGGAAUUUUGUUUCAUAUGUGCUGAGAUAAAUAAAAAAUAGAUAUCUUGUGAUGUUUGAAAUGUUACUGACCUGUUUUAAAUUAAUUUAUUUGUAGGAAUAGAUGUUGUACAAGAAGUGGUCUUGAGUGGUCUGUUUCGUGUAUUUAAAUCAGAUAAUAAAUACUCAUAUUUGUUUAUCCCAUGACACCAUUAUGUAAGACAAGAAGAUAACGGUAAUUAAAAUGAAUAGAAGAAAUAUAUUCUGUACUAUGUGUGUUGCAACCUGGGAAAAUCCAUUGGAGGUUAUUGUGACAAUUCUGGAAGUCAGACAAAAAUGACUUAAAAUCUGGGUUUGACUAAAUGUUUUUCUGCUAAUAUAUUUUCAAUAAUUCUAAUUCCUACUUUAAGAAACUAAAGUGAAAUGGAAAUGAUUUAUUAAGGCUUUGGUAUCUUCCCCCAUAGCUCAUGUUGGUUAGAGAGGCAAAGAGUUAUAACAAGUUCUGUGGUAAGAUAAGUAAGCUAUUGUCCGAUCUGAUCCAAGAUUUUGAAGACGAGCAUUAUCCUAAUUCAGAUGUCAAAUUGUUUGUGAUGCUCCUGGUCAUUAUGAGUAGCUUAAAACAUAGUUUUUAUGAUCCAAAAUAGACAGGUAAUAAUAAAAAUUGUUACUAGAACUGAAUAAAUGAAUCACUGAUUAUUCCAGCACCAGUGUUCACAUUAGUAGUGACUUGUGUAUAAAUGUUAUGAGUGAUGUUUCCCUCAGGUGAUGAGACAGAGACUGUUGUGGAUGAUGCUAAUGAUUAAAAUGUUCAUUUCCCAUUUGAAGUUUUAAUUCUUUCAAAUUUGGCAGUAAUGUUUUUCCUCAAGUACUAAAUGAGAUGAUAAAUGUCGAGGUAGCGGGGUGUCCUUCAGUAGACUGGGAAUGAAAGCUUUAAUGAGGUUUUCUUGUUACUAAAACUUCACAUCUGGUCGAGAUUCUUGCAGAGAGGAACAAUUUUGGUUCGAGAAAACAUAUAAAACCAUAUUGUAGAAAAUGUAGGGAAAAAAAGAUUUUCUUUUCCACUGUGUUUAAAUAUAAAAAAGAUAAAAUGAAACAGAGUUUGCUGCAUAAGAUGUGUAUAUUCUUUUUAGCUACAAUCAAGUGCAUUGAAAUACCCCACAAAGAUAGUAAUAUGUGUUU
Hemibagrus wyckioides is the source of this 5741-nucleotide messenger RNA. RefSeq names its product phosphorylase kinase, alpha 1a (muscle) (gene phka1a). Gene Ontology annotation, biological process: glycogen metabolic process. The transcript is spliced from 34 exons. Gene Ontology annotation, cellular component: phosphorylase kinase complex. The record is from RefSeq and is a predicted model, not a curated record. NCBI's taxonomy places the organism in Eukaryota, Metazoa, Chordata, Actinopteri, Siluriformes, Bagridae. Bases 342 to 4028 code for a protein of 1228 amino acids. Gene Ontology annotation, molecular function: calmodulin binding.